GUCUGCGUCAAAGCACGUGAGCCUGUUUUGAGCACGUGAUCCGCGCUCUCCGGCUGGCUGGCGGACGGGCGGCGCGUGCGUGCCCGCCCCCGCGAGCAGGCCCCGCCCACUCCCUCCCUCCCUCCCUCCGCGCGAGAACGAGUGAGCGAGCGGCCUCGCCUUCGGAGUCCGUUACGCGCCCGCUCGGCUCCCCUCACGGCUCGCCCCGCCGCCGCUCCCCCUCCUUGUCGUCGGUCAUGAGGCCCGCCCGCCGGCGCCGGAGCGCGGCCCACUUACUUCCGCUGUUGGUGUGGUGCGGCUGCCGCUGAGGCAUCAUCGCCGCCGCCGCCGCCUGUCCGGGUGGGGAUCCCUCGCCGCCGCCGCCGCCGCCGCCAUGUUGGGCCGGGAGCCGCAGCGGGGCCGCCGCCGCUACUGCCGCUGAGGCGUCCGCAGGAGAGGAGCAAAGGCAGCCAGGACGAGGGCGAGGAGGCGGAGGAGGAGCGGCCGGCGCCAGCGCCAUGGCGGAGCAGACCUACUCCUGGGCUUACUCCCUCGUGGAUUCCAGUCAAGUAUCUACGUUCCUGAUUUCUAUUCUUCUCAUAGUUUACGGCAGCUUCAGGUCCCUCAACAUGGACUUUGAGAACCAAGACAAAGAGAAGGACAGCGGCAGCUCAGCUGGGCCCUUCAAUGGCAACAGCACAAAUAACAGUAUCCAGACUAUUGACUCAACACAGGCGCUGUUCCUUCCCAUUGGGGCAUCUGUCUCUCUUCUGGUCAUGUUCUUCUUCUUUGACUCCGUUCAAGUUGUCUUUACAAUAUGCACAGCAGUCCUUGCAACAAUAGCCUUUGCUUUCCUACUGCUCCCAAUGUGCCAGUAUUUAACACGACCCUGUUCACCUCAAAACAAGAUUUCUUUUGGCUGCUGUGGACGUUUCACGGCUGCUGAGUUGCUCUCCUUUUCUCUCUCCGUUAUGCUUGUCCUCAUCUGGGUCUUAACUGGCCACUGGCUCCUCAUGGACGCUCUGGCCAUGGGCCUGUGUGUGGCAAUGAUAGCCUUUGUCCGUUUGCCGAGCUUGAAGGUUUCCUGCCUGCUGCUCUCGGGACUGUUAAUUUAUGAUGUCUUCUGGGUCUUCUUUUCUGCCUACAUCUUCAACAGUAAUGUUAUGGUGAAAGUGGCCACACAACCGGCCGAUAAUCCCCUUGAUGUUUUAUCGCGGAAGCUUCACCUUGGACCAAACGUAGGUCGAGAUGUCCCCCGCUUGUCACUGCCUGGCAAACUUGUCUUUCCAAGUUCCACAGGCAGCCACUUCUCCAUGCUGGGAAUUGGAGAUAUUGUGAUGCCAGGCCUCCUGCUCUGCUUUGUCCUGCGUUACGACAACUACAAGAAGCAAGCCAACAGUGAUUCCUGUGGUACUCCAGGGCCAGGAAACAUCUCUGGCCGCAUGCAAAAAGUCUCCUAUUUCCACUGCACUCUCAUUGGAUACUUCGUAGGUCUCUUAACUGCAACGGUUGCGUCUCGCAUCCAUCGGGCAGCUCAGCCCGCCCUGCUCUACUUGGUACCAUUCACCUUAUUGCCACUCCUCACUAUGGCCUACUUAAAGGGUGACUUGCGUCGCAUGUGGUCUGAGCCAUUCCACUCCAAGUCCAGCAGCUCACGGUUCCUAGAGGUAUGAUGGAAUGGAUGGGAAGUGACCGGAACUCUUCUGCCUGGUCCUUUUCUUGCCUCACAACUUGGUUGUCCGUCCCUGUGGCUGGGCUGGUACUCGGGAGAAUUACCAGACUGUGGAACUUGUACAAAUGGACUUGCUUCAUGGAAAGGAGAAGAGAGCAAAGGGGUGGGGGGGGCUUCCUCCCUCCCUGCUUGGAAGUGGGGACAGUUGGCGGCAGCAGCGGCACCCACCCCCCUCCCCUCCCUCCCUCCCCUCCGCUCCUCCUUUUUACGGAUUUGUGCCAGGCCAUCAGGUGUUUCUCGGGAGGAGGAAGAGGAGACAGACUGACUGACUUUCUGCUGAAAACGACGCAGAGUCGUUGAGGAGCUUAAGAACACUAAGAGAAAAGAAAUGGUCACUGCUUUGGGAGUUUCUUAGGGAACCCCACCAGUACUUUGGGACCAGUGUUUCUGUUGGACUCCGCUUUCAGAGAGAACUGAGACAGAAGUUCUUUUGUCACUAUAAUCUUCCCCCACCCCUUUUCAAAUUUAUUAAUUCUGUUCUGUGGUGUGAGGUGACUUAUUAAAUCCACAGACAUUGAGCGACUUCAUGCUGUACACAAUAUAAAGACUUCGUUGUAACGAGUUACGUUUCCACCCCGAUGUCACGUUGCAGUGGAGAAGGGCACGACUUGUAUACGUAGACAUGCUUGCCUACACAUGUGCACCCACCCAUAAAUAAACAAACAGAUGCGAUGGGGAAACCUGCUAGGCUCAUGCUGGGUAGCUGACGGGGCUUGCUGUGAUUUUUAGCAUGUAGAGCAGUUUAACUCUUGGGCUUUCUUGUCUGUGGAUCUGCAGAUAUGCUGCUGCCUCUUCCCCCUCCCUCCAUGAGUGAAGCUUCAGUUAAAAACAACAAACACAGUGUAGUAUUUUGUACUGAGUGUGCUCCUGGAUUUUAGGGGAUUCUUUGAAUUUGCUUUUUUCAGUCAAUGUAGCAAACGUGGGGAGGGACACAGCAGAAGCCCUUUACCUCCCCCGCCCCCCACGCCAGCGCCUGCUUUUUUGUUUGUGGGUUUUUUAAACAACUUAAUCCAUUUACAGGUUUUUAGUAGAGCUCUUUCUUGACCUCCUGCAUGUAUUAUAGCAGCUGUUGUCUCUGUGCGUUCUGAUCAUAGUAAUGUAUGACUUGUAAAUACAUUUUUUCUAUUUUCUAUUUUUUCUAUUUUUUUUUGCAUUGUUUAAUUAGUGUGCUGUAUUUUUUCCCCAUUCCCCGAUGUUUUAAAAAAAGGGAGAGUGAGAGAAAAAGAGAGAAUCCUGUCCUCUGCUGUUGUGAUCGGUCAAAGUUUGUGAUGACUGCUUUGUACCUGGGAGUCUCUUAAAACGUGGACUUUUCUAAA
Rhineura floridana is the source of this 3027-nucleotide messenger RNA. RefSeq names its product signal peptide peptidase like 3 (gene SPPL3). Bases 498 to 1652 code for a protein of 384 amino acids. The record is from RefSeq and is a predicted model, not a curated record. Lineage: Eukaryota; Metazoa; Chordata; Lepidosauria; Squamata; Rhineuridae. Gene Ontology annotation, cellular component: Golgi-associated vesicle membrane; cytoplasmic side of endoplasmic reticulum membrane; lumenal side of endoplasmic reticulum membrane. Gene Ontology annotation, molecular function: aspartic endopeptidase activity, intramembrane cleaving. Gene Ontology annotation, biological process: membrane protein proteolysis. The transcript is spliced from 11 exons.